AUGGGCAUGUAUGCGGUCGGCUAUUACGAUCUCUCAGUUGCUGGUCUUCCUGUCCACGCAACUUGUUUCCGGCCUCUUACCAGUCACGCACUCGCCCAUAACCCCUUUCGCAUCUUCACCUCUCUGCUGAGGCUGGAUCUCAUCAACGAUGACGACUUGCGCUCGUGCGCGGAGAGGGUCCUAAGUGAUCGGAAAAUCUUCACGCCUCGAUGCAUCCAGCUUAUUGAAGAGUUGGAGGCCCUCACGUCAGUGCCCAAGGCAAAAGCAGACGAGCUCAUCAUUGAGGCUCUCGAGACUUUUCGGUGGCAUAAGACCUCAACGGUCGAUGUACAGACGUACAGGCGUCUUCAAGAAGCUCAUCCCUUGAUCGCAGAUGUGGUGUGCUUCAGAGGACCUCACAUCAAUCAUCUUACGCCUCGGGUUUUGGACAUCGAGGCCGCCCAACUUAAAAUGCACGAGCACGGACUGCAGGCAAAAGACAGGAUAGAGGGACCACCAUCCAGGCAGUUCCCGAUCCUCCUCAGGCAGACCAGCUUCCUCGCUCUCGAGGAGGAGAUCGCAUUUUCCAGUGGGUCCGAGAAAGGUGGUAGACAUAAAGCGCGAUUCGGGGAGAUAGAACAGCGAGGUAUUGCUCUGACUCCCAAAGGUCGGCGCUUAUACGAUGAUUUGUAUGGCAAAUUCAUACGCGAACAAGAGCAAGGAUCUUCAAAAGAGGCUGUCUUGAUGAAGACUUUCCAGGACUUUCCUGACGAUCUACACGUCCUGCGUCAACAACAGCUCGCAUACUUCACUUACCAUGUCAUCGAAAAGCGCCAUUCUAGGACGUUUCAUUUGGAUGAUAUUGAUGCUUUGGUGAAGUCUGGAGUCUUGGGGUAUGACCCUAUCACUUAUGAAGACUUUCUCCCUGUGAGUGCAGCAGGAAUCUUCCAUUCCAAUAUCGGCGCAGGUACCUUCAAAGCAAGCGCUGUCUCUUUAGAAGACCAAGAAGCUUUCGAGAAAAGUCUCGGUUGCCAAGUAUUUGACAGUUUCAAGCUGUAUCAGGGCAUGGAAAGGACAUCUAUCCGGGACUGCCUAGGAGAGUUGAACGGGUGUAAAUAG
Messenger RNA from Colletotrichum aenigma, 1098 nucleotides. RefSeq lists its product as uncharacterized. The coding region runs from base 1 to 1098 and encodes 365 amino acids. Gene Ontology annotation, molecular function: oxidoreductase activity. Lineage: Eukaryota; Fungi; Ascomycota; Sordariomycetes; Glomerellales; Glomerellaceae. The transcript has a single exon. The record is from RefSeq and is a predicted model, not a curated record.